AUGGUGAACAUGAUCAAGUCUUUCUACACCUCCAGUUUGCUGAUUGACGUCCUGACUGUUUUUGGGGAGCUGUCAGAGGAGUUGAAACAGUUUCCUGUGUUUUCUUCCUGCAUUUCAGAUGAGUUUGGAGCCGAAGGUUUCUCAGGACAGAGCUUCUCACACGGAGGCUCCUUCAGGGCAGAUCUUCCCUCUCAGGACCAGAAUUCAAAUCAAGGUCCAGCCCCAGGAAUCGGCUUCUCUCAGGAUCCUGGAUCGGCUCCAGGGGGCCAACCUGCCUCAAAUUACAACAACAUCCAGAUCCCACCGGGGGCCCACGCACCGGCCAACACUCCAGCAGAGCUGCCUGCCCCUUCAGGAGAAGCUGUUAAACCGAUGCCUGCAGCCCGAGCCGUUCCUAAUGUUGAUCCGUCUCUAUUCAACGCCCAGCAGCAGGGCGGCGUCCAGCUCUCCCCAGAAGACUUCACCAAGGCGCAGAAAUACUGUAAGUACGCUGGCAGCGCCCUGCAGUACGAGGACGUCGGCACAGCCAUCCAGAACCUCCAGAAAGCCCUGAAGCUCCUCACCACCGGCAAAGAAUGAGCUCUUUGUCCCCCCCUCUCAUCUGACUCCGCCUUCCUCCUCUCCCUUUCUUCCUCCUCCAACCCCCCCACCACCACUUUUCCUCUAUCUGUCUCCAAUCUGGUCCCAAUGUGACGUUGUCACACUGAGGCCGCUGGCGUCAGACGAGGACACGAUGGAAAUCGGACAGAACAAUGGCGGCCUGUGUCCGCCGGCUCACCAAUUGACGGGAUAACUGACCAACUGACUGCAGGAUUGACCCAAUCAGCUCGUCACCAGCUCUGGUGGUUUAUAUUGUUCUUACAGCAGGUUCAAAACACCAAGGAGUCGGACACAAACUUUUAGUCCUAACUUGUGUCACUUUAUCAACUCAAACUUGUUUUCAAGUUUUCUUCCUCUUUCAGUCCAAUAAAUAAAGGAGUACACUAACCCACCCGCUUCUGUGUCUGAGGCUUUGCCUUAUCGGGAGGAGUGAUUGUUUCUGAAAUCUGCUGCAGAGCAGCGUUGGUCAUCAUCCAGUUAAGCUUCAGUUUGGAUUAGCUUCGUUAUAAAGAGGCGAGCAUGCUAAUGAGCCAAGCUAUUACCAUCUCUGCAGUUCUUGAUGAUGAUACAGUUUAGCAAAUGAAUGUUUUGGUCUUCCGCCCUAUGAAUAAAUUUAUAAUUUUAUCUUUUUUUUCAUCACAGUUUUUGUUCUCCAUCACCUAAGAUCCAGAGUUUUCAGUCUUUUAAAGCUUCCUUCAUCCUUUUAAGGUCUGAAUACUUUGUGUUCCUGAUUCUUCAUGCUUUAUGGUGCCUUGGCAGUUGGCACAAGACCUGGGAGUGGGUGGAAACCUGACAGUGUGGCGUUUUUAUCACCCACUGACUGAUCCGUCGGCUGCAGAUUAAGUGAUUUCUUCACCUUCACUUCUUUCACCUGAAACACUCAUUGAUUGGACCAAACGUCUUCUGGAUUCAUCGAACUGAAACCAAACCAACAAACACCCACCGUAGAAAUAAAUCAGCUGUUUUCUGUCCACCUUCAAUCGGAUUCAGUCUCAUUGUUUAUCCAUGUCGGACUAACGGCUCGAUUCUCAUUCUGGAGGAAACUGUAGAGGACGGUGCACAGGGACCGCUGGAGAGCAGGGAACUUGUUUAACCUUUGAUUUCUAACGUUUACAUAUCACUGUGUGUAGAAGGAGGAGAGGUGGCGAAUGUAGUUUAAAACAUUUUUCUGUAUUUAACUUGAUUUAUUGACUUUAAAGGCUUUCGAUUAACUUUGCAUGAAGCAUCAGAAUCGCUUCAGUUCGAAUAAAAUGUUUG
This is a messenger RNA of Cyprinodon variegatus (sheepshead minnow), 1857 nucleotides long. It is a transcript of the gene vta1, whose product is annotated as vesicle (multivesicular body) trafficking 1. Gene Ontology annotation, cellular component: multivesicular body. Gene Ontology annotation, biological process: late endosome to vacuole transport via multivesicular body sorting pathway. The transcript is spliced from 5 exons. The record is from RefSeq and is a predicted model, not a curated record. Bases 1 to 579 code for a protein of 192 amino acids. NCBI's taxonomy places the organism in Eukaryota, Metazoa, Chordata, Actinopteri, Cyprinodontiformes, Cyprinodontidae.